Molecule: messenger RNA, 504 nt
Organism: Pediculus humanus corporis (human body louse)
Lineage: Eukaryota; Metazoa; Arthropoda; Insecta; Psocodea; Pediculidae
Exons: 2
Coding region: 1-504 (167 amino acids)
Molecular function (GO): protein dimerization activity
Source: RefSeq, a predicted model, not a curated record
AUGAAAGCAAACGAUAGGGAAAGGAAUAGAAUGCAUUUGUUAAACGAAGCAUUGGAUAGAUUGAGAUGCGUAUUGCCAACAUAUCCGACCGAUACCAAACUAACAAAAAUAGAAACAUUAAGAUUUGCACACAAUUACAUAUGGGCCCUAAGUCAAACGUUACAAGUGAUAAAUAACGAAAAAUUAACGAUAUCGUCAUCAUCAUCACCGCCACCGAACGAUUUCAUAAGUGAUAUAACGAGUGAUAAUGGCGGAAUAACGGUUAAUGUGGGUAACGUCGUCGUAAGUAUUUCCGAUAAGGGUAACAUGAUAACAUCAAACACCGGAAGUUGUGCCGUCGCUCACCAAAGGAAAUACAACAAUCAAACCGGAUCAUCAUCAUCGUCGUCCGUGGUAAAAACGACCACAGACGACGAUUCAUCUUAUUAUUAUAAUGAUUUUUUAACUUACUAUUACGGAAGUCCAAGUUCGACAGACGACGGAAAAUUUAAAACGGCCUCAUAA